This is a messenger RNA of Schistosoma bovis, 1032 nucleotides long. The record is from the annotation of a GenBank genome assembly. Lineage: Eukaryota; Metazoa; Platyhelminthes; Trematoda; Strigeidida; Schistosomatidae.
AUGGAUAGAUUUUGUUUAAUUGAUGUUCUUGAAAAACUGGCAGAAGAAAUUCAAAAUACGGGGUCAUGCGAUUCAUUGCAACAAUCAGUUGACAAAGAAGAAUCAGAAUUCAAAGAGAUAGAACAUAUUCUGGAAAGAGAACGUCAAGCUCAAAAGAAUGAAGAAGGUAUAAAAAUUAUUGAACAAGGCAAAGAAACUAUAGCAUAUUUAAAGGAUCAAGUCCAAUAUAAAGAAUAUGAAGCCGUAGUUCUGUCUGAUCGAAUUGAAAAAGAGAAAGCUCGUCAAAGAGAAGAACAAGAAGAGUUAGAACUAUUCGCAGCUUGUAAAAGGUCAAAUUUGACGUCAAAUCAAAAUCUCUGUGACUACAUAGGUAGUUAUGAACUUUUUAGUUCCACAAACACUUUGGCAGAAAAAACACCGGAGACCAGUUGGCAUCCACAACCAAGUACCUUUUGGUUAAACAAAGAAGAUGAAUCGUUUUCAAUGUCAGAGGAUUUGAAAUACCAUUCGCAUUUACUAGCCUGGGGUUGUCAGCAGGAAAAGUUAGCAAUUACGCUCAUACCACAUCAGUCAAAAGAAAAGCCAUAUGAAAGCCAAGGUACCCAAACCAAGUCUUCUGUGUAUAUAUUUCAACGGCAAUCACCACAAACGCAUUUCUAUGGAUAUGGAUGUACUGUUGUACAAACUGGUUCAAGAUCAUUGGCAGUACUUACCACAAUAUAUAAUAAACGUGUAAACAAAACAAAUACAAGCGCUUCAAAGAAUAUAUCGAUAAUAAACAACACUACUGAGAAUAUAAAAGGGGAAGUGAAUAUGAAUAAAGAUGAAAAUUUCGAGAAUUACCGCGGAUCUUUCAUAACCAAACCAAAACAACUAGGGAUUUGUAAAGAUAUAAAUCAGAAUUUUACUGGCUUCAUUAGUCAAGACAAUUGUUCGCUUUAUAUGAAAAAAGAACGGAUCAUUUCGGAUAUUGAUUUGAUAUGCUUUAGUUCAACUGUUGAUCAUGGUAAUGAAUUAGAAAAUUCGACCUGA